This is a messenger RNA of Bicyclus anynana (squinting bush brown), 2097 nucleotides long. RefSeq lists its product as uncharacterized. NCBI's taxonomy places the organism in Eukaryota, Metazoa, Arthropoda, Insecta, Lepidoptera, Nymphalidae. Bases 152 to 1720 code for a protein of 522 amino acids. Gene Ontology annotation, molecular function: calcium ion binding. The record is from RefSeq and is a predicted model, not a curated record. The transcript is spliced from 10 exons. Gene Ontology annotation, cellular component: sarcoglycan complex; membrane.
AACAUCGUUGUUGGACCCCCACGAGAAGGCCAACCAUCCAACCAAUGACGUAUGACGUUGCGACUCGCGCCUGUUUUACGUCACGCCCUAUUUUCAGGGACGUAUUUGCUUAUUUUUAUCGUAAACGUAAAUAAAUGGGAAGUAAAUUAAUAUGGCGCUAAUAAUACUCGCAUGGAUGUUGUUCUGCGGCGAAGCAGUAUUAGGGCAUGUUUACAAUGCGGUGGAAACGGAAAUGUUUGCAAUACCAAUCAGUCCCAAUCUGUUCAACUGGACAUAUCAAGAAUUCGAUCAGCAAUACCGCUUCCACGCGUCGCUGAUCGGCAAACCGGAGCUCCCACCGUGGCUACGCUACAUAUACAGCGGCCGACAUCACUCGGGAUUUAUUUUUGGAACACCACCAAGGAGUACCAAAUCGCCGAUCACUUUGGAAAUAAUAGGCUUGAAUAGACAAGAUUAUGAGACUCGUCGAGUACUACUGACUCUCAACGUCACCCCCAAAGAUAACAUGGCAAAACAUGAAGUGGAACUGAAGAUCGACAAUCUAAAUGUUGAGGAUUUGUUAGAUGAGCAUAGAAUGACGCGCCUUAAGGACAUUUUGAGAACGAAAUUAUGGACUGAGAGUAGCAAGGAUUUGUAUCCUACAUUUCUAGCUUCGGCUAUCGAUUUAGGGGCACGCCUACCUUUGAAACCUAGCGAUGGAGAAGGUCUCGUGGUCCGCUUGGGUAGUUCAAUGGCAUUCUCAUCUGAACUAAAACGGUUAAGGGAGGAGGUCCGUCCCCUAUCACGACUGCCGAGUUGUCCUCGUGAAUAUAAGCGAACCACUGUCGAACGCCUUUUCCGAGACGCAGGGUUGACUCUUGAUUGGUGCAGCUUCGAACUGUACAACACAAUAUACAAAGAUCGUACAACAGAACAUCUAGAGUACCUAACGGAGAUACCGAACACAUCAAAAUCGGGCAAAUCAAAGGGGCUAGAGACCGAGGCAUGGUCCGCGCCGUACAAGCAAUCGCUGCCGUCGCGCAGUUACGUGCAGCAGUUGACAGCAGCAAUUGCUGCUCCAAUGGCGUUACUGCUGCUGUCCAUUGCUGCACUCACUGCUGUGCUGUGCUUUCACUAUGCUGCCAUCCCUGAUCCACAGUCCGAUAGUUUCCUUGAGGGAAUUUAUCACAUUUGCGAAGAAUAUAAAAAACGCAGAGCCCACAAUUCUGCCAAGGUGGAACUUUGUAGAUACGGUACUGGCAACACUGACCAGACUCAAGUAGGCGACAAUACGAGCCAGAAGAGUUUGGGUCCUAGCCCAAACAACAGCCUGGCCCGGCCCUACAGCCCAAAAUCGACCACCAACUUAGCCGCCAACUACAACCGCCCACAACCACCGCCGUACAUUGGCACCAACGCUCACCACCGCAAACCGCACGACCGGACGCCAUCCACACACUCACACACACCAGAACACAACCGCCAUCUUGUUCUAGAAGAAUCCUUGAAACUGUUGAAUGAAGCUAAUAUCACCAACGAAUUCGAAAAUUUGCUUUUACAGAACAAAAUAAUCGAUCUCACCGAUGGAACCGAUGAUUAUGUGCCCAUAAAACCGGAUUCAACCGAAUAUUUGUCGAUGAAACCGGAUAAAACCGGUUAUGUCUCGAACAAUCCGGAUUUGGACGAUAUAAAUGUACCAGAACUAGCCAAAUACGGGAUUUCUGGUAUUGGGCAGAUUUGACAUGAAGUCAAUGACAGUUCCGAACCGCCUGUCAAAACUUGGUUCUGUUAGACAUUUUGUAUGUACAAAAAAAUGUCUGUUCUCUAGUCAUUUACCAAUAUUGUAUUGUAGGAGGGUAGAUUUAGACAAACAAAGGUUCAUAGUUGUAAAUGAUAAACCUUUAUCGUUAUUAACCCAUAAUCGGCUCACUGCUGAGCUCGAGUCUCCUCUCAGAAUGAGAGAGGGGUGGGAUUAAACCUUUAUAAUUUACUUAAUGACGUUGGUUAUUUAUUACAUGUUAUAAAAAAUUCAAUUCAAAUGUUAUUAUAAAUCACGACUGUAAUGUUUCUAGUCAAUUUAUCUACUAGUCAAAUAAUAAAGCAAUAAAAAUAUAAAAA